Molecule: messenger RNA, 3156 nt
Organism: Haplochromis burtoni (Burton's mouthbrooder)
Lineage: Eukaryota; Metazoa; Chordata; Actinopteri; Cichliformes; Cichlidae
Product: signaling threshold-regulating transmembrane adapter 1
Exons: 6
Coding region: 136-723 (195 amino acids)
Biological process (GO): signal transduction; regulation of T cell activation; T cell homeostasis
Cellular component (GO): plasma membrane
Molecular function (GO): kinase binding
Source: RefSeq, a predicted model, not a curated record
GCAUACUGCGUGAGCACAAACAUGCAGCGAGUUCUGUAGAACUGCUUGUCAAAGACAGAGUACAGGUGUAAAAGAUUUAGUAGACGUUUGUUUUCAGAGUAUAGUUUGGAUUGUCCUUGGUUAAACUUCACUGCCAUGGUAGAUCAAAAUUGCAGCUCCACUCAGCAAGCUUCACAGUUGGGUUUUUUAUCUAAGGAAUUACAAGCGACCUUAGGGGUUCUCAGUGCAGCGCUGAUCAUCUCACUGGCAUGGAAUAUUUUUUGUUGUGUAUCAAAAUUUGGCUCAGGAAAAUGGAGAUGUCCACUGAGAAGACGGCAAAGUCAGAGCUUGAGGCAGAUGGAAGAAAAUCCUAUUUAUGGAAACUUAAGCUACCUGCAAACAAGCGUAACUUAUUUAACAGAAGACAAUCGCCCUCACUCAUCACUCAGCUCUUCAAAUGGGAAGUAUCAGCGGAGAGUCAGAUCAGACUUACAGUCCAAAAACCACGACUGCUAUGCCAACCUGACCUUAAAGGGCCCCAGGCUGCAGGCUGGUCACAGCUGUCCGCAGAUACAGUACUCAGAUGUAAUGCAGUUAGGGGAGCCACCGGAGUCAGAGAAGGAGGAUGACGGUAACACGGACGCCCUCUCCACCGUGUCUGAUCUGUAUGCUUCCGUGCAAACUCAGCGAACAAAAACCAUUGACUCUGCAGACAAUGAGGAAGGCUAUGCCAACCAUCUCUGAGACGUGCACAGCUGCUGAUGCUGAGAUGACUCAAAUGGCUGUUUUUUUUCAGGCCCAAUCUGUCACCACAGGAUGUCAGUGUUUAUUAUUAUAUGAAAAAUGGAAACGCGUCUGUGCAGUUGUGAAGUAGAGAAGUGCUGCACUUCUCUGAUUCAUUGGCUUUCAAACUAGUUAACUAGCUAACAAGAGGACGGGACCCACAAUUUCAAACAAUUAUUAAUAAUAAACAGGAUCCGAGUGGAUUUUUACUUAAAUAAAGCUCAGAGUAAUAGCAUUCACAAAUUAAAAAGAAAAGAAAAUUCAUGUUCUUUUAACUCCCUGACAGUUUGAGAAUCACUGCUCUGCCUGAAUGUGAAAGUUUUAACAUAAAAUGUGUAUUUUAUGUAACAUUUCAAUGACAUUUUUUGGUGGACUUGUUUUUUGAUGGUGCAUUUGAAAGCUAAUUAAGUACAACAUCUCUAUUUUUGUUUUUUUGUUUUUACAAAAUGACACAGUAAUUAAUUUUGUAAUAUUUGCUCUAAUAAAAUAAAUGAUUAUCUAAGAGUGCUCCAGACAAGCUUUUGUAUGCUUAACAAUAUAUUCCACUUAUAAUAAGUGAGUAAGUAGUUUUUUGACACUUGCUUUUCAAGUCAUAGCACAUUUAAUAUUGUGUAAUAAAUCCCUUUUCUUCUCUUUGCUUUUAACUUGGUAAGAAUUCUUUUAACACAACUUUCUUCCGCUGUGUCAAUGUUUAACCCUGUGAAAUGAAUGGGUCACUGAAAAGACCUAAAGCAGUAUAAAAACAACAACACAGAAAUAAAAUGCAAAAGAAAUUUUACUUUGUGUAAACCAAGAAUUAAUAUCAGUUACCAUCACUUAAUUUCUUUAAUCUCCUUUGGUUGCGACAUUAGGCUUCUUGGAUUAAAGGUCACUUAGGUCUGUACUUUGCAUUUAUCGGAGAGCCUUAUUUAAGGCAGUGGUAGCAUUUACCCUUUGAACAAUCAAUGCUUGAGAUAAGAGUUUCUAAGAGCUAAUGGUAAUUGCAGUACAGUUGAAAAAUUAUCAUCCAUAAGAGUGAGCCUCACGGCUUCCAUUUAUUUUAAGUAGGUGCUGCUCAUCAAAUGUAGUGUUUUCACUGACCAUCAGCUAGUGGGGCUACCUCUAUAAAACCAAAUGCUAUGAAAAUGUGCUGGUCUAGAACAUUCAGGUUUGUGAUAACAUAAUCUUCCCAGGAGUGGACAUCCCAUCAAACUCACAACGCGGUCAGACUGUGCAAGCUUCAGAGAAACUGCAUGUCACUCUACAGGUAAAAGCUUCCUGUUUAUAAAAACAAUGCAGCAGCCACGUUGCUUAGCUUUGCAAAGCUGCAUCUGAACAAACCACAAGACUUGUGGAACAAUGUUAGAUACUUAAUGCAUAGCGCCACAUUUGGAGAAACCCAAACACAGCAUGUCAACACCAAAUCCUCACAUUAACUUCUCACAGUGUGCAAAGUCAAACUGUGUGGAGUGCAAGUAGUGGACCCAGGUGCAGACAAACCAACGUGUGGAAACCAACUUAAUAGGAACAAAAAGUGAGCCGUUUAAUUAGGCUGAUAAAAAGGUACAAAAACAAAAAGCAGAUACACACUGGAGAGAAACUAACUAGAACUGUACUGGGAGAAAGUAAAUGCUAAACACAAAAGACAAAGAACAAAACCUGAACACGGAAAACUCGGAAAACCCUGGAGGCAUGGAAACAUGUCGAGAACAACAGAAGACCAGACAAAGACUGAACGAGAAAACACAAACUAAAUACACCCAGGAGGAUAAUGAAGGAAUGGGGAACAGGUGGGAACAUAGCUGGGACAAAUCAGACCUAAUGAGACAUGGGGAAGAAAAACUAGACACACUGCGCAUAGGACAAGGACUUUCACUAUAAAACAGGAAACAGCAUGGAAUGCAGACAUGACAACACAAACUUGCUAACAUAAAACAUGCAAACAUGAAACAAAGGGUGAGGGAAACUUAAAUACAGGGGUAGUAAACGCAAGGGGAAUCUAAUAAACAAAUGAACUUAGCUGAGCUAGUCAACUUCAAAAUAAACUAAAACUUGACCCAGGAACGUGACAUAACUGUCACCACAUUGGUGAUAGUGGUGAUGAUUUUGACUUGUUUUUUCAGCCAGUCGACUAUGAACUCUUCUGUAUACCAAGGUAUUCUUGAGUCAAAGGUGAGAUCAUGGACAGUUGAUCCCAAGAAUAUCAACAAAUCUAGGCAGGGACAAGUAUCAGGGAUGAUUCGUGACAAGGGGACGAUUUGAGGAUAGCAGCAAGUGUGAAAAGGAAUGUUUACAAGAUGCUAGUGAGACCUGCUAUAAUGUACUUUUUGGACACAGGAGCACUGACAAAAAGAUAUGAAGCAGAGCUGGAGGUGAAGGUGUUAAGAUUUCAGUUGGGAUUGACCAGAAUGGCAG